AUGCCCCCACCAACUUCCUCCUCCUCAACCCCUCAACCUCACCACCGCUCCCGCCGCAUCGAAGACGCUCUGAGCGCGCUUGUUGAUUCCUUCAUACCAGCCACAACCUUCUCCCCCACCACCCGUGGCAAUGAGGAUGAUGAAGACCUCUCCGAAACCUCUGGGGAGGAGUAUGCGCGUCUUGAAGCCGCUGAGGCUGACGAGAGGCGGCAUAAACGCUGCAUGGAUAUGGUCUGGCGGAUUCUGGAUUCGCAGGCUGCUGGUACUGGUGCUGGCAAUGGCAAUCCUAAUUCUAAUUCCAAUGCCGUGGGGAUAGAGAUGGGCGGUGCUAUUUCAGCAGAUGUUAUUAACAACGCGCCAGAUCUGAUUAAGCGCAAGUUAUUGAGGGAAAAUGCGUCGCCGGAUAAAGCUGUACGGUUCUCUAAUCUGUAUUCGAGGUUGCUGACGCAACCGGUUCUUGGACAGAAGUGGGCUAUUUUGUAUCUGCUUUAUCGGAUUGGGGAGAAUGGAGGCGCUGCUACUGCUCCUGAUGCUGCAAAUGCUACGGCGAGGAGUGGGUUGGAUGGUAAUAGUGGUUCAGGUGGAAGGGUUAGCCGGCGCACGGUAGUCAUGACAACUGUGGAGAGUGGGGUUGGGAAAAGGGAUGGGGCGAGGAGUCCGUUGAUGGAGGAUCAUCAGUUGGAGAAUAUGUUGUUUAAGGAUCGGUUUGGGCGGAGGUCCGUUGUUGAUGAUAUUGCGCCUGGAUCGUCGGUUUCUGCUGUUGGCUGGGAUACUCCUGCUGCGGCUGCUCGGGAUGGCCCAACGGACUUCUCCAAAAAUGGGAAGAAUAGAGAUGCCUAUAGUCCCAGGUCUGCAGAUAGGAAACGGGCUGUUGAGAGAAACGAGAGGGGGAAGGAGAAAGACGGGAGACCUAGUACGGGUCGUGGACAGCUACCCAGCAUUCCUGACGGGGAACCAAAGUCUCAGGCUCAAAGUCAAGUGGAACAACAGCCAAAAAAGGCAGGAGUUGAAUAUUGCGGCGUGAAAUCAACGGAGUCAGUUUUGUUGCGGGAUUUACCAUUUACUUUGCAAGGGAUAUCCUCUACUCAUAUGAAAUUUACAUCACCUACUACAUUGAAGCUCCCACAGACGCUACCGGUACCGCUUGUGUCCAUUUUACAUACCUUGGCGGAGCCGUGUUUACUCUAUCGGGGUCUAUCUAGCUUUGUUGAGGAAUCUGAAGGCGGUCUUGUGAAGCAGAGUGUCCGAGCCGCCAUAGGGAAUGAGCUUCGAUCGUAUCUGGGCUUAGUUGCGACUCUUGAAGGCGAGAUUAGGACCGCAUUGUCGACCGGUUCAGACGGCUCCGCAGAAUCAACAGGACCGUUCAAGGCCGGCGUUACGUUGAAAAGAUGUGUUGUGUGGAUGAGAGACGCUACAAUGGCGUUACGAUUAAUGAGUUUGAUGGUCGAAGAAUCAAAAGGGAAAAAGGGUGGACAGUUGAUCACGAUGAUCCAUGAAUUUUCUUCUUCUCACGGUGAUCCCUUUGUUGGGGCCUUUGCUGAGCGUAUUUUGGAUCAUGUAACUCGACCCUUUUACGGCAUGUUGAGGCAGUGGAUAUACGACGGUGAACUUUCAGAUCCAUAUCGCGAAUUCUUUGUUGUGGAACCGGAAGCUCGACCGAGCGCUGAUCCACGGCGCACUGCAACGAGUGUUUGGGAUGAUAAGUACAAACUCGAGGACGAUCUAGUGCCAACGAUCAUGACACAGGAGUUUGCGAAGAAGGUUUUCCUAAUCGGCAAAUCUCUGAAUUUCAUCCGAUAUGGCUGUGGGGACGCUACCUGGGUUGCAGCUUAUUCGAGAGAUGCAUCGAAGGAGUUACGAUACGGCGAUACGGCCACUCUGGAGACAUCGAUUGACGAAGCGUAUAAAACUACCAUGGCGCGUCUUAUUUACCUCAUGGAUUCAAAGUUCAAACUCUUCGAUCAUCUCAGAGCACUCAAAAAAUAUCUCCUGCUGGGCCAAGGGGAUUUUAUUGCCCUUCUUAUGGAAUCUCUAGCUUCGAACCUCGACCGCCCAGCAAACUCUCAAUACCGCCAUACUCUGACAGCACAACUGGAGCAUGCCAUACGCUCAUCGAAUGCACAGUAUGACUCCCCCGACGUCCUACGUCGCCUUGACGCUCGUAUGUUAGAGCUGAGUCAUGGCGAGAUCGGCUGGGAUUGCUUCACCCUCGAGUACAAAAUCGAUGCCCCAGUGGAUGUUGUCAUCACGCCAUGGGGUUCAACACAGUAUCUAAAAGUCUUCAACUUCCUCUGGCGCGUAAAACGGGUAGAAUUUGCUCUUGGUAGCAUAUGGAGGCGCUGUCUGACAGGCGCCAGGGGCGUCUUAGGUAGUGUUGAAGACAAAGUUGGCCAAGACUGGAAACGCGCCCGCUGCGUGAUUUCCGAAAUGAACCAUUUCAUAUGCCAACUACAGUACUACAUACUCUUCGAAGUUAUCGAAGCAAGCUGGGAUCAGCUACAGGUCGCCAUCUCAAAACCAGGCUGCACGCUCGACGAUCUUGUCGAAGCACACACCAGAUACCUCAACUCUAUCACCCACAAGGGCCUUCUGGGCUCCUCUUCCUCCAACAACAGCAACAAAGAGGACUCCUUCCUCUCCCAACUCCACCAGAUCCUCAAAAUCAUGCUUGCCUACAAAGACGCAGUAGAUGGCCUCUACUCGUUCUCCGUCGCAGAAUUCACCCGCCGCCAAGAAUUCACCGCUAAGAUCGAAACCCGCACCGCCCAGGGUCAAUGGGGCGUGACAGAAAAGGAUCUCCUACAGCAAUCCCAAUCUCUCUUCCAUUCGUCCACCGCCCCCAUUACCCGUCCCAGCCGCUCGAGCAGCUCUGCCGCCACUCGCAAGCACGCAGGCUCAACCUCCCAGUCUCCCUCAACCGAUACCCCUCAAUUCUUUGGUGCUGGUGCUGACGGCCACGCAAAAACACCAUCAGAACCCAUAACCCCAACAGCAGCGUCGGCUCUUCUUUCCGGCGGCGAGGACCAUCUCCUCUCCUCACUGCGCACGCGGCUGCGCGGCCUCUCUGCGGAUUUCCGCGCGCGUCUCGUCACGCUUCUGGGCGAUUUGGCCUAUCAGCCUGAUGUGGACAUGCGGUUUUUGGGCGUGGUAAUGAAUUUUAACGAUGCGUAUCAGGUUGUUAGGAGGAGGAGAGGUGGGACAGGGGCUGGGAAGGAUAGAGAGAGGGAAAGGAGGAAGAUGGGUGGGGAGGGGGGGAGUAAGGAGAAGGAAAAGGAGGUGGAAAAGGGUGGUGGUGGUUGA
Messenger RNA from Paracoccidioides lutzii Pb01, 3300 nucleotides. Its product is annotated as spindle pole body component alp6. The record is from RefSeq and is a predicted model, not a curated record. The transcript has a single exon. The coding region runs from base 1 to 3300 and encodes 1099 amino acids. Gene Ontology annotation, molecular function: gamma-tubulin binding; microtubule minus-end binding. Gene Ontology annotation, biological process: cytoplasmic microtubule organization; microtubule nucleation; meiotic cell cycle. Gene Ontology annotation, cellular component: equatorial microtubule organizing center; gamma-tubulin small complex; mitotic spindle pole body.